UAAUCAUCAUAAAAGCAUAAAAGUUUGUAAAUAAAGUAAAUUGUUUAAGUAAAAAUAUUAAAAUGAUAAAAAUUCCAAAAGAUACUUAUAUGGAAACAUUGUCAGGUUUAAUAAAUGAUGAUGAUAAAUUGGUUACAUACAAAUGGCUGAGUAAAGAACUUGAAAUUCAUGUGAAUAUUGCAAAAGAAAUAUUAGCAGAUUAUUGGGAGACCCAUAAAAAUGAUGGAAUAACAGCAACAUAUAUGCUAAUUGGUAAAACAAGUGAUGGUGGUAUGAGAGUUGAAGUUGUCAAAGAUGUUGACCUUGAAAAAUCCAUUGAAAAAUAUGAUAGUAUUGUAUCAAAGCAUAUUUAUAGUUUACAAAAAAAUUUAACAGAUAUUGAAUUAUUAGCUGGUGAAGGUAAAGGUGAUGCUAAAUUUGGAGCAAUUAAAUGCAAAGAAAGUAUUAUACUUAGUGAUGAAGAGCUAUUUAAAAGAAGAUGGGGAAUAAAUAUUCAAUUUCAAACACGUUAUGGUAAACCAAAUGAUACUAAACCUGAAGAAAAUAAAAAAGUAGAACAAAUAAAAGUUGAUGAUAAAGAUAAAAAUAAAGAUGAUGAUAAAAUAAAAAAUAAAAAUGAUGAUAAAAUUGAAAAUAAAGAUAAUAAAGAUGAAAAGGUUGAUGUAACUGAAACAAAGGAUAAAGUUGAAGCUAAAAAAGUAUCACCACCAACAAAAUCAAAAGGUGGUGAUAAAAAAGUUGGUCAAAAAAAACCAAUUCAAUCAACAAAAACUGGUUUUGCUAAUCUUUUUGGUAAAGUAUCAAAUCAAAAGAAAACACCACCAGUAAAAAAUGAAGAAAAAACUGAUGAAAAACCUUCAACAUCUGAUGAAUCUAAUGCUAAAAAAUUAUUCGAUAAAAAAACAAAUAAAAAUGAUACAUCAUGUUCAUUAAAUUCAGAUAAAGAUAGUAAAAAAUCAUCACCAGAAAAACAAAAAGAAGAAAUUAAAAUAUCUUCAAAAGAUAAUCUUGAUUUAUGUGCUAAUGUUGAUUUUGAUUCACCAAUGGAAAUUGAUGAACCAUCUUCAUCAAAGAAAGAUACAAAAAGUACUAAAAUUACUAGUAAUGGAAAAAAAACAAUACAAAAAACAAAAUCAGAAAGAGGAAAAAAACGUGAAAGAAGUCAAGAUACCAGUGAUAGUAGUAAAAAACGUAAACGUAUUGUUGUACUUGAAUCAAGUGAUGAAUCAGAUACAGAAGCACAAAGUCCAAAUUUAUUUGAAAGCUCAGAAUUAGAAGAAACUGUAACACCACCAAAAGAAAGAUCACCAUCACCACCAGCUGUUCAAGUUAUUGCUGGUAAACGAAAAGUAAGAAAAACAAUUGAUGAAAAAUACAUGGAUGAAGAUGGUUAUUUAGUAACUAAAAAAGUUCAAGUUAUGGAAAGUGCAUCUGAAGAUGAUGAACCAGUUCCUGUACCAGUUAAACCAGCAACAAAAAAAGUUUUACCACCAUCAAAAACUACAGCCAAGACAAAGAAACCUGGCAACAAACAAACAACAUUAACAAGUUUUUUUACAAAAAAAUAAUUAAUCCAUUGAUAUAAUUUAAUUUUUUUUCUUCUCCUUUAUAUAAUUGAACAUUUGAAUUGCUAUUAUUUUGUUUUUUUUUUUUAGUUACGUAUAAA
This is a messenger RNA of Aphidius gifuensis, 1666 nucleotides long. RefSeq names its product DNA polymerase delta subunit 3 (gene PolD3). Gene Ontology annotation, biological process: DNA synthesis involved in UV-damage excision repair; nucleotide-excision repair, DNA gap filling; DNA strand elongation involved in DNA replication. The coding region runs from base 63 to 1568 and encodes 501 amino acids. NCBI's taxonomy places the organism in Eukaryota, Metazoa, Arthropoda, Insecta, Hymenoptera, Braconidae. The record is from RefSeq and is a predicted model, not a curated record. The transcript is spliced from 2 exons. Gene Ontology annotation, molecular function: DNA-directed DNA polymerase activity. Gene Ontology annotation, cellular component: nucleus; delta DNA polymerase complex.